GAAAACGACUGCAUCCUAUCUUCCGAAAAGGCCUCACUCACUCGCCCCAACACCCAUUACAAGCCGGCCAUAUAGCUUACCUAUUUACUCAAGCUAAAUACUCAACAUGGGUGAGGUUACAGUUGAAGAGGCACCUUUCCCGCUCACAGACGUUGAUAAGUGGGUCCUCUCACAGACAGAUGAGGAGUUUAAGAAGCAUGGCUGGGAGGAGCUCAAGGAGAUCAUUGCGACAAAUAAGCUCGAGGUUUUGAAGCGAAAGCCGUCAGACCUUCGUCGAUACAUGAAAUGGACGGCCGAGACCAAGGCCGAGUACGGCUCCAUGACCAAGUUCCUUCUCACCAACCGCCUGCCCAAACCCUGGGGCGAACCACCUUUUACUCCCAAAUCCAUCGUGCCUUUUGAGGAUCCUUCCGAUUACCGGGUUCUCGUCAACGACUGGCCGUAUGGACUUGACCCAGGCAUCACCCAUAUCGUGGUUUGGUCGCGCACCAUCAUCCCUACGGACCCUGAGACCGGAGAUAUGACAGCAGAGAGCAGGCGCACUGUCCAGGAUUUCAUUGACAGGUACUUUGUCAAAACUCUUGGCGAUGUCGGAGAAGACAGGGUUAUCUGGUUCAAGAAUUGGGUCGCUCUUCAGAGCGUCCGGGCCUUGGAGCACAUCCACGUGCUGGUGCGAGACGUCGACCCGGAAGUCAUCAAGAAGUGGUCUGAGGAGCAAUCCUGGCACAGAUAGACCUAGUCGCUGCAUUCUCGAUAGAAUAAAACAGAUAAUCUGGCUCGUAGCGCUCAAGUCCUAGGCAGCACAAGAUGUGACUUUGACUAUGCGGCUCGACGCUGCCUUCUGUUGGCGGGCGGGGCAGGCUCAUCGCUGUUCGCAGCGCCCAUCUGUGCCAUACGCUUGCCAGCUCCGAGCAAGCCGUAGCCAGCGUAUGCGCCGUAGGCGGGCACGGCGAGCCACAGGAACCAACCCCAGUUGCCGAAUAAGAUGACGAGAACGACGGAGGCCCAAGUCACCCAUACGACGUCAAACAUGUACUCGGUCAAGCCCGCGGCGGCCAAGUCCUCGCCAGAGGUCUUGAGGCCUCCUCCCACGUCAUACUUGGGACGUCCAGAUUUCUCAAGAACGUACUCGCAGAUCAGGGCGGGAGAGGAGAGCAAGAUGAACCAGAAGAUAGAUCGGGACUUGAAGAUGAAGUAGAAGAUGAGAAAGGCGACGUUGAUAACGGCGGAACCGAUGUGGAGGUUGUUCAAGGUGGUGGCGUUGGAUUUGGCCCUGUCCUUCUUUGCCUUUUGCGCCAUGGUGGAGGUGCUGAGGGUUGUUUCGUAGGGUACGAAGUUGAAUGCAAGGUACGGAGUAAGGGAUUAUGACGAUAAGAGGCCUCGAGAACGUGAGUGAGGUCAAGUCAAUUAAGUUAAUAAUGUCGGUAUUCGAAAGUGGGGUCCAACGUUCCUGGGAGUAAAAAGACAGGUUGCGACCUGGUU
Messenger RNA from Colletotrichum scovillei, 1482 nucleotides. RefSeq lists its product as uncharacterized. Gene Ontology annotation, biological process: N-acetylglucosamine metabolic process. NCBI's taxonomy places the organism in Eukaryota, Fungi, Ascomycota, Sordariomycetes, Glomerellales, Glomerellaceae. The transcript has 2 exons. Gene Ontology annotation, cellular component: cytoplasm. The record is from RefSeq and is a predicted model, not a curated record. The coding region runs from base 107 to 733 and encodes 208 amino acids.